Adelges cooleyi (spruce gall adelgid) is the source of this 2307-nucleotide messenger RNA. RefSeq names its product hepatoma-derived growth factor-related protein 2 (gene Jasper). Gene Ontology annotation, molecular function: transcription coregulator activity; double-stranded DNA binding. Gene Ontology annotation, cellular component: nucleus. Gene Ontology annotation, biological process: regulation of transcription by RNA polymerase II. The record is from RefSeq and is a predicted model, not a curated record. The transcript is spliced from 4 exons. The coding region runs from base 314 to 1948 and encodes 544 amino acids. NCBI's taxonomy places the organism in Eukaryota, Metazoa, Arthropoda, Insecta, Hemiptera, Adelgidae.
AUACGCAUUCCUAACUUCAAUAUGCCGCCGUCGGUUUGUUUAAUAUUUAUGUGUUUCAAGUUUGCAAAUUCAUAAAAUAAAUUGUAUUUUGUUGAAACUUGAAAGUAAUUGGUGAUUUAGGUGCGUUUCUGAAUUUUUUUACAAUUGUGACCGGAAGUUUAACGCUAUACUUCAGAUUAAGAAUAUUCUGUAAGUAUAAUACGGCACGUAGCGGUUUUAUAGAUGAUUAACCUUUGUUUGUUGAAUGUGUCGUACAUCGUAAACGGUUGCCGCCAUUUCUAUUCAAAGGACUGCUGAGGUACAAAAUAACUCAAUGUCUUCAAAAAAAGUUUAUAGUAUCAAAGACAAAGUCUUUGCAAAAGUUCGUGGUUAUCCUGCUUGGCCGGCUGUUAUUUCUGGAGUUGAAGCAGACACUCCUUCCCGUCAACGGUAUCAUGUUUAUUUCUAUGGUACUGGUGAGCGCGCCGUAUGUAAGUCUGAUGAACUAUUUCCAUAUGAAGAAAACAAGUCUAAGUUAGGAAAGCCAAAUAAGCGCAAGCACUUUUCUGAAGCUCUUAUGCAAAUUGAGAAUGAUACUGAAUGUUCGGUAAUUACUGAAGAUACUGUGCAAGCUUUCCAAGCAUCAUCUAGCAUUGAUCAGAGUACAGAAAACGAUACAAUUAUAAAUGAAUCAGAAACUAACACCGAAACUGAAAAAAAUGGAGAGUUAAAUUCUGAAAGUGAAGGAAAGCUAACAAUUGAUGAGUCAAGUUCUUCUAAAGGAAAAAAAUCUAUUGGACCAAAAAAGAGUUUAGGACUCUCUUUGUCUAAAACUACAAAAAGAAAAUUAUCUGAUGGAAAAUUAGAAUCCCCAGCUAAGAAAUUAAUGACCACUAAAACAAAAGAGUUAGAAAGUGUUUCAGAUUUGCCCAUUAUGACAAUUGCUUGUUUGAAGGAAAACACGAACUCUGUUUCUGAAGGAAAAACUUGUGAAACCAAUGAAUUACAAUCCGAACCUCAAAAUGUGUCAGAUUCUGUUUUAGAAACUAGUGAAGUUUCCUUUGAUAAUAAUAAAUCGUCAAAACAUAAUUCUAAAAUUAAAAGUAGCCCAAUUUCUAGUGGGGAUAUGUCUUCAAAUAGCUCAAACAUUGGACAAGUGUCACGCUCGGGCCGUAAAAUCAAACCAAAGAAAUAUACUGAUUAUGAGAAUGAUGCUGAAGUACCAAAACGUUCUAGACUAAGCAAAGAUAUGUCUAAGAACUCUGAAAAGAUCAAUGGAAGUGUUGAUGCUGAUAAUUCAUCAGAACAAAAUGAAAUGGUGAAAGGUUCAAGCUCAGAAUUGGUGAACAAAACGAAGAGUCAUAGCACUACACCUAUAAUCAAUGACAGUGUGUCUAAAGAAAUGAAACAAAUAAGCAAAAAAAUUAAUCAAGACGAUGAGCUUCCAGCAAAUUUAAAAAAUCUUAUGAAAGGCGCAAUAGAUCAUUUAGACGUUGAGUGGUCAAAAGUGACUACUAGUAAAGCAGUAAAAGUUGAAUGUUUAACCACUGAAGUCGACUUAUUAGAUUGUGUAUAUCAUCUACGAAUGGCUUUGCGUACUGAUAAGGCAGAUUGUGACAAAGCCAUAAAGAUAUUAGAUCAAAUGGCUGAAUUAAAAAUUAAUACUUUGAUGUUGAAAAAACAUUCUGAAGUUGUUGAUACUGUAAAAAAAGUAACUAUGUAUAUUGGUAACCGUAAAGAAUGGGAAACUAAUGAUGAGGAAGCAAAUGAAAUGUCAGAAAAAACCGCUAAAGUUCGACGUAAGGCCAAUAUGGUAUUUAAUAAAUUUAGAGCCCUGUUCACUGUCCCUGAUGGGCAAUCGUUCCUAGAUACAUUUAAAAAAGAAGUUGAUGACUUUUAUACUAAAACCAAACAUCUGGCGUGUGAUCAGAUUUAUGGACUAAUAUCAGAAAAACAAUUAAAUCAAUAAUUUUUUAUAGAAUUAUAAUCAGAUAUAAAUGACAUUCUAUAUUUUUAAUGUUUUACAAAUCAUUUUGACUAGGAUAGGUAAUGGAAAAAUUUGUACCCGUAAUAUUAUGUAGUUAGUGUUAGCUAAAAAUUACUGUUAAGUGAGUAUAAUCUAUAAUUAAUACUCUAAUUUAUUUGAAAGGCAUAACUUAGUGUUUUUUCAUUAUAUUGUAAUAAUAUUUAUCUGUUUACAUAUUUUAAUUUAUUUUCACUUUUCCUUCUUUGUCUACAGUUUUGUUUGCACCAAUUAUGAAAUCAUCUAAUGGUUAAUCCAAUUUUGCUUUUAAUUUUUACUUACAUUAAAAACAAACUUGUUAUCAA